GGAAAAACAACUUGGAAGGGCUUGUGCAUAUUUCCAGACCUUAAACGUCGAAGAUGGAAAGAUAAUACAGAAUUAUUUGCAUCAGCUGAUUUAAAACUCCCACUAGUUCUGAAGAGGCUUGUGACAUUUGACAUCUCUUGAUUAGCAUAGUAUGACCCAGUAUCCAGCACAGACCAGUCGCUCGAAUUUCUACACGGUUGUGAAAGCAGAAGCCUCUUCAACACCGCCGCUGUCCAGCAGCAUGGCCAACAGCACGGUCGCUCCGGGGAAACUGCCCGGCACCCCCGGACCAGCAGGCAGACUGAGCCCAGAAGGACCUCAGGUGCUCAGUAAGAAGAAGCUGCAGGACCUUGUUCGAGAAAUUGACCCUAAUGAGCAACUUGAUGAGGAUGUGGAAGAAAUGCUGUUGCAGAUAGCUGAUGACUUCAUUGAGAGCGUGGUGACUGCUGCAUGCCAACUGGCCCGACACAGGAAGUCAAGCACUCUUGAAGUAAAAGACGUCCAGCUACACCUUGAACGACAGUGGAACAUGUGGAUUCCUGGUUUUGGCUCAGAUGAGAUCCGACCGUAUAAGAAGGCUUGCACCACAGAAGCUCACAAACAGAGAAUGGCACUGAUCCGCAAAACAACCAAAAAGUAGCAAGAUUGGAAUCACCAACAAACUUUAUUUCCCUGCAAGUUUUGGAAAGUGGAGAGGGUUUGAACCUAUACAUGUCAUGGUAAUCAAAGGGGCAAAAAAAAUGCGAUGUACUGUUUGCAGUACAGUUCUGUUGACAUUUCGCGUUUUGGAAGGUGCACAGAAAUUAUUGUAAUUUGUCUGUACAGUUCACUUUGCGUUAAAACCACCACGUGAACGUUUUGUUUUGGGCACCUUGGUGCUAUCCUGGGGUUUUAUUAUAUAAUAGAAUCCCUCAAAGCUCUGCUAAAAACAUAAAUUGUUUUAUUAUAUUACCCACAAUCCACAUUUUCCUUUCAUAUAUCUCUUGUAUAGACUCUUUAUGCAGUCAUAGAUCUUUUGCUGAGCUGGCAUUAGAAGCUAUGCACAUUUACAAUCAUCAUGUGUCUGAUUUGUUUAUAGUGUUUGCUGUUCUAGAAUUCGUCAAUUAAGUAAUAUCUAGUGCUAUAGAGGAAUCCCUAGCGUGGUACUUUUUGAAGGUAAACCAGAGAGAUGAUUACCACUUCCCUGUGUAAUUAAUUGCAUUGGAACUAGUGAAAUAAUCCAAAUCUUAAUUGGUUUAGAGAGGGAUAUAUAUGUGUGAUGGUGCGCAAACCCCUUCUGCUGUGGGUUUGCGGGCAGGUUUAAACCUUUUUGUGGAGUUUUUUUUUGGUCAUGUAUCACAGUGUUUUACAGUCUCCUGUUUUUCAUGAAUAAAAAAAAAAACUAAUUGUGAUUUAUUCACACCAAAGUCA
Messenger RNA from Danio rerio (zebrafish), 1410 nucleotides. It is a transcript of the gene taf12, whose product is annotated as TAF12 RNA polymerase II, TATA box binding protein (TBP)-associated factor. The record is from RefSeq and is marked provisional. Gene Ontology annotation, biological process: DNA-templated transcription initiation. Gene Ontology annotation, molecular function: protein heterodimerization activity. Gene Ontology annotation, cellular component: nucleus; transcription factor TFIID complex; SAGA complex. NCBI's taxonomy places the organism in Eukaryota, Metazoa, Chordata, Actinopteri, Cypriniformes, Danionidae.